Danio aesculapii is the source of this 4594-nucleotide messenger RNA. It is a transcript of the gene csrnp2, whose product is annotated as cysteine-serine-rich nuclear protein 2. Gene Ontology annotation, cellular component: nucleus. Gene Ontology annotation, molecular function: sequence-specific DNA binding; DNA-binding transcription factor activity, RNA polymerase II-specific. Lineage: Eukaryota; Metazoa; Chordata; Actinopteri; Cypriniformes; Danionidae. The record is from RefSeq and is a predicted model, not a curated record. The coding region runs from base 650 to 2224 and encodes 524 amino acids. Gene Ontology annotation, biological process: regulation of transcription by RNA polymerase II. The transcript is spliced from 5 exons.
GGGCAGAAGAGAGGCCCACAGGGUCCUCGGGCCGACAGAUACUACACAUCAUUUUUGUUUUUUUCUUUCCUUCGGGGUGGAAAUAUAACGUUGCGAUUUGUCUAAACAUAGCGCAGAACACAACCACCAAUCCGGAGGAAAAAAAGCCCCGAAGGCUCGGCUAUAUCUGGUCUUUUUCAAUGCAGGCAUUUUAAAGGAUCACCUAGAGGUUUUAUGUGCAUUUAUUGGACGCCUCAACGCCAGGAUUUGUUAUUUCUAGUGAAAACGGUCCUUGUCUGCCUUCGUCUGCCCCGUUUUUUAUCUUUAGAGCUUGACUGCAACGUUGAAAUCUCGCAUAGGCUUCUUACCACACAAAACCCCCCUUUACACUCCACGUAAAGACUAAUAUCAAUUGUUUACAAUGCUUAAAUGUUUGGACAUCACUAUAUCUUCGUGAAAAAGCUGAUAUUUCCUCAAUGGUCUGGUCAUUUCCAUGGGCUGAAGUCGCUUUUGUCUGUCAUCUCGUAACCUUGUGGAAGUCUACUGCUGAAAUAUAGGCUCAGAAAAUCCCCAAAGAACAGAAAACCAUCCAAGUAAAGGAAGCACCGCAACGAGCGACAGAUUCGCCGGUUUAAAGGCUGUGUAUUUCUGCCCAAGAAGCAGUGUUUCCAUGGAGACAGUGUCAUCUCGCGGCCUGAAGCGCAGAUUCGAGGAUGUGGACAGCGGCUCGCCGUGCUCCACACCCAAAGACUCAGACGAUGACAUCUCCAGCAGUGACAGCGCUGACAGCUGCGACAGUCUCAACGCUCCCUCCAGCUCCCUUACACCCCCCUCCAUUCUCAGAAGGCACAAAGUGUCUUUAGGGCGUAAGCAGGUUCGCUUUGACGCAGUGACAGUCUACUACUUCUCCAGAAGGCAGGGCUUCACCAGUGUGCCCAGUCAGGGCGGAAGCUCCCUGGGCAUGGCACGGCAUCACUGCGCUAUACGACAUUACACCCUUGGCGAGUUUGCACGAGAACAAGAAAGCAGCCACAAGCAUGUGCUUCGUCAACACUUACGGCAAGAAAAGCUCAACUCUCGCAAGCUAAAGCUGACACGGAAUGGAACUGUAGAUUGUCCAGAAGCGGAGUUGCUUACUUUGGACGACAUAUCUGAUGAGGAUUUGGAUGUUGAGAGCGUAGAGGUGGAUGACUGCUUCUUCCUGCAGCCCCUUCCAACCAAGCGUCGUCGGGCACUACUAAGGGCCUCUGGUAUUGCCCGAAUAGAUGCCAGAGAAAAGGCAGAGCUGCGCACAAUUCGUUUGUCCCGGGAAGAGUGUGGUUGUGACUGCCGAUUCUAUUGUGACCCACGGCACUGCGGCUGCAGCCAGGCUGGAAUUAAGUGCCAGGUGGAUCGGAUGUCCUUCCCAUGUGGCUGCACCCGUGAUGGUUGCGGUAACUCCGCUGGCCGCAUUGAGUUCAACCCUCUCCGUGUGCGAACACACUAUCUCCACACUAUCAUGAAACUUGACCUAGAAAAGAGAACCCUGUUGGGUGUUAGGUCUGGAGAGGACUGCGUGGAAGAGGCAGAGUUAGUCUCCUCACCAUCUCUGUCUCUGUCACCCUUGGACUCAGAUGUGGAAGUGGAAAGCCAAAGCAUUCAGGAACUGCAAGAGGAGCAGUGCGACAGCUUGGAGCGUGAAAACGAGACAGCCGUGCUUCAUCUACAGAGCGCAGAGGAGCGGGAGAGGAGACUGGAACAGGAGGAGCAGCAGGUCGAGGAGACCCAGGCCACCGAUCCAACUCUUUGCCUCUUACAGGGUGCCUUGACCAGCCAGGCCGAAAUGGAGGGCAUGGAAGGUGUUGAAGGAGUCCUUCUAGAGGGGCCUUUUCCUGAAGGUGCCACCCUGCUCUGUAUUACAGAGAACCAUGCAGAUGAACAGACCCAGCAGAACCUGCUCAAAGACCCUGCUUCUGUCCUGUACUAUCAGGUAGGUCACGUAGAGACAGCAGCCUUUGAAACACUCCCUGCACAAGUAGAGGAGGUGGUGAGUGAAGGUGGGGAUCCAGAGAUGGAAAGCAAUCGGCAAAAACAAGAAACCUGCGGGCAGGAUUCAGCCAAGAGCUUGUCUGUCGAAGUACCUCCACUUCUCGAGGAUGGGGGCGAAGAGCAACUAAGUCCAGAACAGGCUUCAAAUGAUGGGGAAUGCCUCGAAACGUGCCUGGCACUGGAUGAAAAGGCAGUACAACUUCCUCCAGAAGUCUAGAUCCCAUCACCUCUGCAGAUGUUUUGCACAAGUUAGUCAUUCAAUUCAAAGAGAGCCUACUUUACACAGUGUGAUAUGUUACAAGACUGCAUAAUGUCAUUAAAUGUUAAAGAAUCAAGUUACCUUUAUGGGUUUGUAUCCAAUUUAGCUGGAAAUAAGCAUGUACUGUGUUUGAAGUAGGUUGUCUGUGGUAAAAUAAGUUAUUAAAAAGAAAAAAAACAGAAUAAUUUAUUUUAAAAAAAGAAAGAAAAAGAAACAAGAAACUCAAGAACAGCAGAGAUCCUGGUCAAGUCCUGAACAGGUGUUGUUUUUUCCAGUAUGGUAUUGGUUUAUUACUUGAUACUGGUUGAAAAAUGUGGCCUUUAAUGUCGAGGAGCAAGCAUUUUCAGGAUUAUCCAAUGGCUUCUCAUGGCCUUUCUAGUUUGUAGAGUUUGUGAUCGUGCACCCCAACAACUAAUCGGCACUGUCAGGAGGGUAUAUGCUAAUCCUACGUUCACAUCUUGUUGGAAUUACUGCAGUUUGAUAAAUAUAAGCUGUUUAUAUACUUGGAAAGUUCAUAAAUGUUCCAACAAUAUAUCCAUUCGCAGCUUUGAGCCUAUGACAAAAGAAGUAAACUUAAAAAGAAUAACUACAGUAACCUUGGAAUGGAGCUUUUAUAAAAUGUAAAGAUUGCGACCUUGGAAUUACACAAGUUUCCAAUGACACAAAUAGUGAAUAAAACACUUAAUGAUGGUAAAACAGCCAGAGCGUGAAUGCAAAAUUAGUCCUAUACAUAAGGCUAAUGCUAACUCAGUGCUAACAUUAAGAGAAGGGGUUGCUAACUUUAGAAGAGGGUGUUGUUUGUAACAUCCUUCCUGUGAAUAGACCCACCAAUCCUGGAAAUACUUGGUUUUCAUGUACUGUACUAGUGUUUUGCUAAGAGCUAGCAUGAAGAUGAGUGAAAAAGCUGCUUGUUCUUUGUAUGCACGUCGAAAACUUGAUUCAUUUGAACUUGCUGAAAAGGAGAUCAGGAGGAUGAAUGAAUGUGCAAGCACUUUGCACAGCAGUUCUGUACUGAUUUAUCGUAGUCUUGACCUAACACCGUUUGAAGCUGUAGCCUACCGUCCCAGUUCGCGGAUGUUUAUUUAUUUACCACUGCUUUGUAUUGUGAGGGCGAGGACAAUGUGUGUUUGAGUACUGUCAUUUACAAUCAUUUAUUUUUGUAUGUGUGUGAGUGAGUAUGUGUCAGUUUUUUUAGAAGUGAAUGGGAUACACAUUUAUUGCACAUCAAGCCUCUAAAGAUUACAGGAAAGAUUCUAGCUGUAAUUUUUCUUUGGGUUGCAUCGGUUGAAAUUUGCAAAAACAUGUUAAGGUCAUAUUUCACCCCAACCUCAAUUUUUGUUUCGUUUUGUUUUAGAAGGGGUUCAAGUGUAGCAUUAAGUGAAGUUUAACAAAUUUCGAGAGAAUCACAUGCUUAUGAUUGAUCACAGCUGGUCCCACAUUAGCCAAUUCAUGAUUCACUAAUCAGAUGAUUCCUAAGUCUCCAUAAAUAACCUAAGUUCCAUACCACAGUCAUCUUUGUUUUGAAGAAUCCCGCCUUCCUCCCCUACUCCUCCUUCUUUCAUAGAUGGGCGGCGCGGUGGCCCAGUGGUUAGCACUGUUGCCCCACAGCAAGAACGUCACAGAAUCCUUACCAAGCCAGUCCUUUUUAUUUAAUUUUAAUGUCCUCAAGCUGGGAUUUGAAUUUGGGACGCCCUGACGUGCUACUGCACCAUAUGUUGGCGCGCUAACUACUACGCUAUUGCGCCGAUGCCAGUCGGCAUUUCUGUGCGGAGUUUACAUGUUCUCCAGCGUACUCACGUGGGUUUCCCCCUGGUCCCCCGGGUUUCCUCCCACCAUCUAAAAACAUGCAGUUUAAGUUAAUAACAAGUUCAUAACAAUCCCUAAUUGCCUCUUAUGAUCUACCUGAGCUCAAACUCCCCUCUAGCCCUGCAAAUGGGAGGGGGUCCCGGUUUCUUAAAAGCCUUAUUGUAAUUGUUCAGAAAGUCCAAAGGUCACCAUUCUGCCCUAAAAAUGAUUGGGCAGACCAAACUGUAAGUCGUAGAGACUUAAAACACUGGCAUAUGGUAGUACUUGCCCCAUCUACCACGUCAUAGAAGCCAACUGGCCUAAUGUUGGUGCUACAGCAGCACAGAACACAAAAUCACUUAAAACUCCUAGACUACUGGCCACAAACUCAAGAGCUUCCUUGGCUCAGAUGAACACAUCAGAUCAAUUGUUUUGGAUAUUUAGCAAUUUUUGAAAAACCUUACUUUUGGAAACUGGUUGUUUAUUGCCUGAUCUGAACCAAAGUGGUGUAGUCAGAUAUUCUUGAAUCUGAAUAUCAAAAGC